This is a messenger RNA of Rasamsonia emersonii CBS 393.64, 3120 nucleotides long. Its product is annotated as GPI-anchored cell surface glycoprotein. NCBI's taxonomy places the organism in Eukaryota, Fungi, Ascomycota, Eurotiomycetes, Eurotiales, Trichocomaceae. The coding region runs from base 1 to 3120 and encodes 1039 amino acids. The record is from RefSeq and is a predicted model, not a curated record. The transcript has 5 exons.
AUGUCUCUCAAUGGGUUAGAUGAUCCCUCUGUCAUCGACGCCUACCAGACUGCCCUGGCCGAAGCGGGAGGAUGGUUCCUCCUCAAAUAUGUAUCUAGGGAUGAAGUAGCGCUCCAUGGCCGUGGCACCGGCGGCGUGCCUGACGUCCGCUCGUCCGUCAAGGCGUACGAAGAGAAGUCCCCGCUCUACGGUUUUCUGCAGUAUCGAAGGAGAAAGGUCGUCUUGAAAUAUGUGCCCGACGGGAUCUCGAGAUUGAUGCAAGCACGCAUCACCGUCCAGUUCCAAUCGGUCCUCGACAAAUUCACCCCCCAGGACACCGUUUUCACCUUUGCUGCGCCGUCGGACUUGACUCGAGAGCGCCUUGUCCUCCGCCUGCCUCCUGCAUGCGGCCUCUGGUUAAUGGAAAUCGCCGAGGAUGCGGAGGAAGGCGGCACCACUGACACCCAGGACCCGUCGUCAUCGCCUUCCCAAACGGCCGAGAAGCGGAAAAGUCAGCUGUCGGAAGCGACUGCAGUUCCCCCCCGAUCGCCGCCCAAGGACGUAGACGACACUGCCGCCGUCGUUGAUGCUUUCCCCAGCCCGCCCCGGAACCAUGCAGACUCGCACACGGACGCGGCUUCGGUCCAUUCGUUGCCACAGAAGCAUAUCCUGGACCAACUCUCCCAUGACACCUAUGAGCCCCGCAAGUCGACUCAGUCCAUGAGACCGUCCCUGCAGGACUUGGACCAAGCUCUACGUCCAAAGGUAAAACUGGGACCUCGACCUUCCGUCGACAUCAAUGGACGCCCCCGGACCGCAGGCAGCUUGUCCCGGAGUAAAGAAGAACGCCCCGUGGCUGCUCUGCCUGCUGGGGUUCGUUCGACGUCCUCUCGAAAGCCGCAGGGGGGCACGAGUCGACCCAAGUCCCAGCCUGACGGAGCCGCGCCUACGCUCGCUUCUCUCAGAAAUGCCCCUCCGAUCCCUAAUCUCCUGAUCCCGCCCCCUACUAUCUCAAUUCCCAAGCCGCAAUUGUCACCAGGCGCGAAGUCGAUGACGGCGGUGCCGUCCUCAGGAAUGACACCUGAAAAGCAGCGGUUGAUGAAAGCACUGGAGCUGAGAAAGAAACAAAUGGAGAAGCGGACACAGGAAUUGCAGAGGAAGCAGGACCAACUGCAGCUGGCUGGCGAACAGGCUACGGCGGACAUCAGUGAAAAUAAAGAGAACAUCGACCACACGCAGGAGACGAAGACGCAGAAGAACGACGACGACCACGUCGAUAUUGAAACAGCACAUCCUGAGCAGUCGCUCUCACAGUCGCAGCCAGUUGCUGAGAUUGCUUUGGACCCCGACAAGGACCCGAAACCCCCAUCCCCCAAGCCCGACUCCGGGGUGGAUGUGAUGGUUACCGACCCGGAUACUACUUCGCAUCCGACGGAGACGUCCGCCAGUACAGAAUCGAAGAAUCCAAAAGAUGCCCAGAAGGAGCACAGUGAUGGCCCAAUUGGUCAGGAUGACAAAGAUGCCCACGGAGGAUCCUCGGAGAAUGCUGAUCACUCUUCGAAACCGUCAGAAUUACCAGAAUCAGCGCAGCAGCAGCAGCAGCAGCAGCAGCAGGGGGCAGACAUCCCCGAAGUAUCUGUUGAAUCCAUUCCUUUGCCAGACUCGCCCCCUGAGGGCUCUCGAGCAAGCUCUGUAGCGGGAGAGGAGUCGACCACCGGCAACACGACCAAGGAUGCGGGAGAGCGGAAGAAGCGCCCAAGCCUUCUAGAACCCAUCCAUGUCCCGGGCCCCGACUUCUCGGACGAGGAUAACCUUCUUUCGGAUGAUUCCUUCAUGGAAGAGCUAAAAUCCGCCACGGUGCAGGAGGCCAAGCCAGUAUCGGUUGGGAAAUCCUCGUUGUCGCCCAACGGAGAGUCACAGACGCCUCUCGAAGCGUGGAAGAAUUCUCGUUCUGUCUCGAAUCCAGCCGCUGGAGGAAGUGACAUCCAGGCAUUACCUGCUGGUGGAAGAUCGGUUUCUGCGUCCUUUACCCCCCAGCAGGCUAAACCGGUCCCCGUGCUUGUGGCCAAGAAAGUCAACGUCUCUUCUGGCAUCUCGAAGCGUAUCAAAGCUCUGGAAAUGUUUUCAAACAGUCGCGAAACCACCUCGAGUUCUGCCCCGAGUCUUCCUGCAGGCUCUUCGACGCAGUCCUCGUCUCCCUUCGAGAAGUUCCGCAAGCGUGCUUCUAUAUCGAGCGGAGGUCCUCCCCCCACAAUUGCAGGUUCGAAAUCCACGACACACGUUACACCCUCGCCUUCGCCAGAACCAUCCUCCAAGACUGGGACCGUCAAUAGCAACGACUCCCACACACGGAGCAAGAGAAAUUCAGUGUCUGUGACUGCCCGCAUUGUCCGCGAUGGGAAUGCUCCGCCUACGGACGCGAAUGCCAAUCCCUCUGAACAAGCCGCGCUCAACCUGCAGCGUAGCCCGCUGACUGUGGAACGCGAGUCUUCGGACGCACUCUCUCCUCCGACCGCUUCUAAUACUGAUCAACGCAGCUCGUCAGUAUCACCAGGAGGUUCAAGACGCAACUCUAUUGCUCUCACCCUUACUCGUUCCGAGAGCAGAUCCUCUUCGCGGUCCAAGGCGGAUGACCUGGCUUCACCACAGGAGGAAAAGAAGGAGUCGCGCACGUCCCGACUCAUGCGUCGCAUGUCCUCUCUUACGUCCAGUCCGCGCAGAAGCGUGACCAGUCCACCCCCCAAGUCACAUUUGAAGGAGGAGGUUCGGGCGUCCCCCGAGAAGGAGGAGAAACAGCGCCCAGAACCACCAAAGGCUGUCGACAUUGGUGAAGUGAACGUGCAAUUCCCAGAUACCUUGCUGUGGAAGCGAAGAUUCCUGCGCAUCGACAAUCAGGGGUAUCUAGUCUUGACACCGAGCAAUGUUGACUCCAGCACCCGCAAUAUCGUCAAACGCUAUCAUCUUUCAGAGUUCAAGACACCGUGCCUCCCCGACGAAGAUCGACAAGAACUCCCGAACAGCAUCUUGUUGGACUUCCGGGAUGGCAGUACGCUCCAGUGUGCCUGCGAGUCGAGGCAAGGGCAGGCCGCUAUACUACAGACUCUCGUUGAAGCACACGCCGCGUACCAAACAAUAGAGUAG